UUCAACAUAAGGGUGAGCAGAGAACGUCCGGCACUUCCUGGAGGCUGGCUUUUGCGGCCGCAGCACGCUGAGGGCGCCGGGGCUACACCUCCUCCAGCAGUGUGCUCUCCCUCACGGUGCAGCAGCAGUCCCUCAUCCAGAGGUCACUGGUCCCGGCGAAGAGUGUUAAAGAGAAUGGGCCCAGCUUGGCCGUGGCUGCUGGGAGCCGGGGUCCUGGCCUCUGUCUGCUGUCAGCCCUUUCCUGUCCAUGGAGAUAAGAACCCCGGGGUGCCUCAGACCUCCAGUCACCAGCUUGCAGAGCUAGCCCCUGCCUACCACAAAGUUGUGCCCACCAUUACCAAUUUUGCUUUGCGUCUGUAUAAGCAGCUGGCAGCACGCACCCCAGGAAACACCCUCUUCUCCCCAGUGAGCAUCUCCAGCACCCUGGCCCUGCUGGCUCUUGGGGCCCAUGGUGACACCCAGACUGAGAUUUUGGAGGGCCUCGGCUUCAACCUCACGGAGACCCCAAGCCCCGACAUCCACCAAGGCUUCCAGAGCCUCCUCCGCACGCUUGACCUGCCCAGCCCCAAAUUCGAACUAAAGGUGGGCAACUCCUUGUUUCUAGACAAGCAGCUGAAACCUCAGCAGCGCUUUCUGGACAGUGUCAAGGAGUUGUACGGAGCUGUGGCUUUCUCUGCUAACUUCACGGACUCUGCCACAACGGGGAGGCAGAUCAACGAGUUUGUGAAGAAGCAGACUUAUGGGCAAGUCUCAGACUGUUUCCAGGAGCUGGGCCACGACACGCUCAUGGUUCUCCUCAAUUACAUCUUCUUCAAAGCCAAGUGGAAGCAUCCUUUCGAUCGCUACCGGACCCGCAAGCAGGAGGAGAGGACCUCGGGGCACGCGCCCCUGAUGCAGCAGCGGGAGAUGCACAGGUUCCUCUACGACCAGCAGGUGGCGUGCACGGUGCUCCAGAUCGAGUACAGCGGCAACGCGCGGCUGCUGCUGGUGCUGCCAGACCCUGGGAAGAUGAGGCAGGUGGAGGCCGCACUGCAGCCGGAGACCCUGCGGAGGUGGGGCCAGCGCUUCCAGCCCAGCCUGCUGGAUUUGCACUUGCCGAGGUUUUCCAUUUCCGGAACAUAUAACCUGGAAGAGAUCCUUCCCCAGAUUGGUCUCACCAAUAUAUUCGACGUGGGAGCCGACUUUUCAGGAAUUGCCGAGCAGCUCAACAGAACCAUCUCCCGGGUGUCACACAGGGCAGUGGUGGACAUGAAUGAGAAGGGAACCGAGGUAGGGGCUGCCUCAGGCCUCCUCUCCCAGCCGCCGGCCCUGAACACGACCUCGGCACCGCACGCCCACUUCAACAGGCCUUUCCUGCUGCUGCUGUGGGAAGUGACCACCCAGAGCCUGCUCCUCCUGGGCAAAGUCGCCAACCCAGCGGCAGGGUGACCUUGCCAAGAGGUUGGGGGUGUCUUCUCUCCCCUGGCCAAGCAGGAAGGCCAGCCCCAGCCUGCAUGUCAGGCCGGCUGUGCGGGCUGGCGCACCCCUGGGCACAGACGCUAAUAAAGUUUGGGUUUAUGAACACUGA
Molecule: messenger RNA, 1567 nt
Organism: Chinchilla lanigera (long-tailed chinchilla)
Lineage: Eukaryota; Metazoa; Chordata; Mammalia; Rodentia; Chinchillidae
Product: serpin A11
Exons: 5
Coding region: 175-1428 (417 amino acids)
Biological process (GO): negative regulation of endopeptidase activity
Molecular function (GO): serine-type endopeptidase inhibitor activity
Source: RefSeq, a predicted model, not a curated record